AUGGCCACCUCCGCAACCUCUGGCACCAAUUCUACACCUAGAUGGGGUAGGUCUGGCGAACCAGGAAGUGCUUUCAGUGGUCUAAGUAGGAAUGGGCGCGGAAGAGGGCGUGGUGGAGCCAGAUCAGGGCGCGGUGGAGGCAGCGGCCGUGGAGGUGAAGGUGGAGGUGGAGGUCCUUCUAGCAAGGAUUCAAAGCCUGACGAUGACCACAAGUCAAACCCAAAGACUGAUACUCUCCAAGUUCCAUCCUCGGCCGCCUCCAAACCUUCCGGAUCAUCGUCCCAUUCAGCUUCCCCCUCUAUCCCCGAAAAAUCGAUCACCUCUUCUCCUUCUUCCAAAUCUGCAAAGCCACCUUCUCGGCGAGCGUCGCGGGCAAUUCCUUCAGCUCUCACAACCCAGAUACAACCUACAGACGUACCAGCUCCACCAGCUUCUGCAAAGCCGUCCCACAGUAAUAGACGAAAACGGUCCCAAACUGGAAAGUCCAACUCUGUAAUCCCACCGAAAAUCAACCCUCCAGCACCAAAUGAUAACCUUCUUCGCCCUAACAAACCUCUUCUGGGUCCUGUACCUCAUACUGCACCAGUUAAAGAUGCCCCUCCCCAUAUGAGCCAAAAGCCAGACAUUCGUAACGAUAUCGAUGCCUUGGUCGAGCGUGUUAGAGCCGUCGCCAUGGAUCACAACCGGCCUAGCACCCCAGGGAGCCACAUAGAUUGGGCUGGCGACGACGACGACAGCUUACCUGACUUGGAUGAUUGGGGUGUCAACCCGGCCACUUUCAAAGCCCAGAAAGCAGAUGUUAUCUCUCCCAUCAUCGUUGAUGGUCUGAGGCCAUUACCCGAUCUCACUUCCCAAUCAAUCCCUAAUAGUCCAUUAAAACAAGUUCAAAAUAUUGUGACAAAUCAAGACCACCCCGCCAAAACAGAACCGGACAAAGUGAAUACCGACCCGUCAACACAGGACGCCAGUGCUGAUUCUGAUUCCCAUUCAAUAUCCAAGGAGCCUGAAAAACCUGUUCUUCCCAAAGUCGUCGAGCCGGUAGCCAAAGAGAAACCCGCUUCACCAGUAAUCUCGAACACAUCAAAGACUGCUCCUAAUAACAUGAUUUCCACCAGCAAAAAACCAAUUCACCCAUCCUUGCCGUCCAAACCUCUAGUUGCAUCCUCGUACGUACCCCCCAAAUUGCGGCCUGGAGCCACGCCUAUGAGGAAUACUCCAUAUCCUAGAUCUCCUAUCAAUCCAACCUCUUCGGACAAGAAACCAGAUUCGAAAUCCGAUGUCAACUCCACUAUUUCGAAAGAGGCUCCACAUGUUGAAUCAGUCCCCGAGAAAGAGGUUCCUGCACCUGUUGAGCAGCUAGCAGCAAACGAUGAACCAGUUGAUAAACCUGCAACUCCCAAACCUCCAAUAGCACCAGAACCCGAAGUCUGUGCACCUGCAGAACAACCCAAAUCCUCGUCACCAGAACAGGCAAGUAAAGCCGGAAAGGCGGAGCCAGUUUUCGAGGGCCUUUCGGCUUCCAUCCAUGCACCCAAAGCCAUGUCCGACUCUGUCUCCGCUCCUGCCAACAUCUCUACCUAUCCUGACCUCCCUACUCCCAACACAUCCCUGCACGGUUUCACACACACACGGGCUCAUACUGUCGGUCGCCCUCCAUCGUUCUCAAAAUCACCACAGGGAGAAUAUAUUCCGCGGUUCUCUCGUUCGGGUCACUCGACGCCUCGAGGAGGUGGUAGCGGAGGUGGAGGAGGAUUCCAUGACUCUUACCAUAAUCGAACGCAUUCGACGCCACCUGCGGGCGCGAUGGCAAACCACCUGCGCACACCUCCUUCUUCGCGGCCUGUCAUUACUGGAGACGCGAUUUCACGCCUGGCAAGGACCAUUGGAAGGACGGGGGCAUCCUCGUCUUCGUCCUCAAAACCUCCACAAUCCGUCCCCCUUGCAGAGUGA
Psilocybe cubensis is the source of this 1950-nucleotide messenger RNA. RefSeq lists its product as uncharacterized. Bases 1 to 1950 code for a protein of 649 amino acids. NCBI's taxonomy places the organism in Eukaryota, Fungi, Basidiomycota, Agaricomycetes, Agaricales, Agrocybaceae. The record is from RefSeq and is a predicted model, not a curated record. The transcript has a single exon.